This is a messenger RNA of Panicum virgatum (switchgrass), 2070 nucleotides long. RefSeq lists its product as uncharacterized. The record is from RefSeq and is a predicted model, not a curated record. The transcript is spliced from 3 exons. Bases 788 to 1858 code for a protein of 356 amino acids. NCBI's taxonomy places the organism in Eukaryota, Viridiplantae, Streptophyta, Magnoliopsida, Poales, Poaceae. Gene Ontology annotation, molecular function: protein binding.
CGCGCGUUCCGGGCGCCUGAAUGAACAGCAGCGCCGACCGGAGUCGGAGCCGGAGCCGUCGCGCCACCCCCAGAGUGCCAUCCAACUGAACUACCAGUCGGUCCCGAGCGGAAGACGCGACGCGACGCGACGCGACGCGACCCCACCAAGCGAGCCGCCCGCGAAUAUUCGCGGCACCCCCGGCCGAGCGGGCGCGUCCCCCCCGCGGCCCGGCUCGGCGGGCGCGCCGCCUCCUUAUUUUACAACCCGACUCGCGGGCGGCGGCGAGCGAGCGAGUUCCAGCGAGCGAGUUCCAGCUCACGCCCGCACCCCCGGCCCCCGAGAAUAGGCGAGCGGCUGGUCCAGGAACCCAGGAGCGAGCCCCGGCCUGCGCCGCGCGUCCGUCGGGGUCCUCCCUAAAUCCGGCCACGCCCGCCGGGGAGGGGGUCAGACCGUCAGAGAGGCGACCGUUGAUCAGCCGGUCCGGGAUCAUGGAGGAUCGAUCGCCCCCGGACGAAUAACUAGUUCUACUAGCUUUCCUCGGGGGUCGCCUCGCCUGCCUUCCCCCCUUCGCUGCCCCCCCCUCGUCGUUGCUGCUCAGUUCGAUCUGGUCCGCGGAUCAGAGCAAUUUCGCCCGCCGGCUGCUAUCCGUCUCCGUCGCCCGUAUCGCCGCGCCGCCACCGCCCGCGGCUGGUUGCAAUCCGGCGUCCCUCCCGUCCCCUUCGGUCUCUGCUACUCGGCGAUCUUCCUCUCCGCGUGCUCUGCUUCAGCUUGCCUCCGGCGAGCGAGGGUUGAGUGGAGCCGGACCAUGGCUGAGGUAGAAGACGCGGUGGGCGCGCCGCCAACGACGGAGUCCGAGGGCACCACCACAGACGACGAGCAUCUCUCGCCGACCUGCGCCUGCGGCGGCGGGGGCCGACGCGGAGGCCGCAUCAAGAUCCUCUGCAGCUUCGGCGGCCGCAUCGUGCCCCGCCCACACGACGGCGUCCUCAAGUACGUCGGCGGGGAGACCCGCGUCCUCGCCGUGCCCCGAUCCACCCCCUUCCGCGAGAUGAAGAAGAAGGUUGAGGAGAUGUUCAAGACGGAGGUGGCCGCGAUCAAGUACCAGCUCCUCUCCCUCGCCGAGGACCUCGACGUGCUCGUCUCCGUCACCUGCGACGAGGACCUGGUCCACAUGCUGGAGGAGUACGACCGCCUCGAGGCCAAGCGGUCGCCGACCGCGUCCCCGCGCUUCCGCGUCUACGUCUCCGCGCCGCAGCCCGCGGGGCCGCUCCUGUCGGCCGCCGCGCCUGCCCGCCACGCCGGCCUGUCGCGCCUCCACCCGCAGCAUCACCACCACCACCAGCAUCAGCACCACCACUUCCAGACGGAGCGCUACGUGGCCACCGUGCCCGUCUCGCCGGACGGGAGCCCGCCGUUCCCGGCCCAGCCGCACGGCGCCGUCUCCGCGGGGAACUCGCCGCGCGCCAACGCCGUUUACGGCGCGGAGCCGCCCGCCGUCUUCGGCCUCGGCAUGCAGCGCGUGCGGAGCACGCCGACCCUCGGCGCCCUGGAUGCGGCCGCGCAGCACCUGCAGCAGCACGCGGCGGACGGCGGCGGCGUGCCGGGCUACGUGGGCGGCUCGCCGACCCACGCGGGCGGCGCGGGCCGCCUCCUGCUGCACUCGAACAGCUUCCACCAGUACCAGCACCAGUACGCGCAGGCGCCGACGCCCGCGCCCGCGCCGCACCAUGCCGGGCGGUACGACGCGCGCGGGUGCGUCCGGGUGGGCAACUACCUGGCGCCGAUGGCGCCUCCUUCCCGGCCGGUCUCGAGGGGAGGAUUGGCGCCGCACAGCGAGAUGGUCACGCCGAAGAAGUCUGCGAUCGUAUGGGACUGACCCGGCCGCCGGAGCCCGGAGGGAGCCUGCUGUAACGUUUUUUUGUUUUUUUUUUGCAUCAGUACGAGGGGCAAUGAGAUGAGUGGUACGAUGUACUUGAGAUGUAAAUAGACGGUCGGAUGGAUGGAUGCACGCGGCCUUGUUUUAACUGUUGCGAUUGUGUCCAUGCUGAUUGCUGAGCAUGUUUGUGCGUUUGCUGGGGCUUCCCAAAA